This is a messenger RNA of Strigops habroptila (Kakapo), 9867 nucleotides long. It is a transcript of the gene DOCK11, whose product is annotated as dedicator of cytokinesis 11. Bases 678 to 6974 code for a protein of 2098 amino acids. Lineage: Eukaryota; Metazoa; Chordata; Aves; Psittaciformes; Psittacidae. The transcript is spliced from 54 exons. The record is from RefSeq and is a predicted model, not a curated record. Gene Ontology annotation, molecular function: guanyl-nucleotide exchange factor activity. Gene Ontology annotation, biological process: positive regulation of GTPase activity; positive regulation of filopodium assembly; small GTPase-mediated signal transduction.
GGCUGGGCUCAGCCCCGACCCGGCUCCGGCGCAGGUUCCCUCCCGCCUCCCGAGGGGCUCCACGAGGUCGCUCCGCGCCAGAGGCUCAGGAUCCCAAAUGCCUCUUCCCGGGGCAGCCAGAGGGAAAUCCCAUCGGCUGCGGGCGCUGCCCAUCCGUUCAGGAUCUGUCCCGCUGCGGGUCUGAUCCUGCCCGGCGCAGGCAGGGGAGGGCAGGGCCAAGCGCCGGCAUCAGGCGCGUCCCAUAGGAUUGACCAGGGCGAGGAAUUCCUGGGCGAGGGGCCGGGCCUGGGGCUUUGUUGGCAGCCCCGGGUUGACGGGAUUGGACUGGCCGAGACGUUCCCUUGUUCUAUCCCUACAGGCCCUUGUCCAAAGCCCGGUUCCAGUGCCCGCUCCCUUCACCCUAACGCCUUCGGGCGAGCCCGUGUGCUCCGCUGGGUAACCCCCGCAGCUCCCCCAGGGUAGCACCGGCCGCUACGCCGCGGCAGCACCUGCUGCGGGGACAAAGCGGAGCCGAGCCGAAGCAGGGCGGGGCGGACCGAGCCGAGCCGCGGCCUCCCAGUCCCGGCCCCGCCCAGCGGCUCCGCCCGCCCCUGGCCCGGCCCCGCCGCGCCCGCCCGCAGGGAGGCAGCGGCUCGGCUCGGCGCGGCCCCGCGGCGGUCGGUUCGGACCAUGUCGCCAUGUCGGAAGUGAGGAAGUUCACGAAGCGGCUCAGCAAGCCGGGCACGGCCGCCGAGCUGCGGCAGAGCGUCUCGGAGGCGGUGCGCAGCUCCUUCGUCCUGGAAAAAACUAAAGUGGUUGAACCUUUGGACUAUGAGAACGUGAUCCUUCAACGCAAGGUUCAGAUCUACAGCGAUCCGCUCCGGGACCUGCUGAUAUUCCCCAUUGAGGAUGUAUCUAUCUCAGUCAUCAGUCGACAGAGAAGGACUGUCCAGUCGACAGUGCCGGAAGAUGCUCUAAAGAAAGCUCAGAGUCUCUUUGUCAAAGAGUGCAUUAAAACCUACAGCUCAGACUGGCACGUGGUGAACUACAAGUAUGAGGAAUACUCAGGAGACUUUCGGAUGUUGCCAUGCAAAUCCUUUAGGCCAGACAAGAUUCCAAGCCAUGUGUUUGAAAUUGAUGAAGACUUUGAAAAGGAUGAGGAUUCCUCCUCCCUGUGCUCCCAGAAGGGUGGGGUGAUAAAGCAAGGCUGGCUGCACAAAGCCAAUGUGAACAGCACCAUCACUGUUACCAUGAAGGUAUUCAAGAGGAGGUAUUUCUACUUAUCACAACUCACAGAUGGUUCCUAUAUUCUUAAUUCCUACAAAGAUGAGAAGAUUUCAAAGGAAUCCAAAGGCUGUAUUUUCUUGGAUGCUUGCAAUGACGUUGUUCAGUGUCCCAAGAUGCGCCGUUACGCGUUCGAACUGAAGACAAUAGACAAAUACAGCCACUACCUGGCAGCUGAAACUGAGCAGGAGAUGGAAGAAUGGCUGGUGACUCUGAGGAAGAUCAUCCAGAGCAAUACUGAGAGUUUGGUGCAAGAGAAGAAAGACACUGUGGAAUCUGUGCAAGAUGAUGAAUCAGGCACACAGGGAAAAUCAGAGAACAUCCUGGAGAGCCUGGAGAGGAGCAUGCAUCCAGAGCUGAUGAAGUACGGCAGAGAAACAGAGCAGCUGAACAAACUGAGCAGAAACGAUGGAAGACAAAACCUCUUUUCUUUCGACCCAGAAGUCCAGAGACUGGACUUCUCGGGGAUGGAGCCAGACGUGAAGCCGUUUGAGGAGAAGAGCAGCAGGCGCUUCGUGGUGAGCUGCCAGGACUUCUCCCUCAACCUCCUCGCUCAGCUCAGCGACAGGGCCGAAGGAGGACCCACCAACGUCGAGCCCUUUUUCCUAAGCCUGGCAUUAUUUGACCUGAAAAAUAAUUGCAAGAUUUCAGCUGACUUCCACGUGGACUUGAACCCCCCGUCCGUCCGGGACAUGCUCAUGGAUAACGCUGCAUCCAGCUUGGAGGGCACCAAGGGACGUUCUCCAGGCGAGAGCCUUGUGCACGGCGUCCCUGAGGCUUCCCUGCGCUACAUAAAACGGGGGGUUUUCUCUGUGACCGACCCACAUGUGGAGAUCUUCCUGGUGGUGCGUGUGGAGAAGGUGCUGCAGGGCAGCAUUACACACUGUGCAGAGCCGUACAUGAAGAACUCUGACCCGGGGAAGACUGCCCAGAAGGUCCAUAAGGUGGCCAAGCAGGCGUGCAGCCGGCUGGGGCAGUACAGGAUGCCCUUCGGCUGGGCGGCCAGACCAGUUUUCAAAGACUCCCAGGGCACUCUGGAUGCUGAAGGGAAGUUCUCUCCUCUGUACAAGCAAGACAGUGGCAAGCUCUCAAAUGAAGAUAUGCUGAAGCUUUUAGCAGAGUAUAAGAAACCAGAGAAGACAAAGCUACAGGUCAUUCCAGCCCAGUUGAAUAUUGUCAUCAAGGACAUCCCACUAGACUUCACAAAUUGUGUCACAGCUUCUUACAUUCCUAUAAAGCCUUUUGAGAAGAGCUGUGAGGACAUUGCAGUUGAAGUGGAGGAGUUUGUCCCAGAAGUUACUAAGUACUGUUAUCCCUUCACCGUCUACAAAAACCACCUCUACGUCUACCCCUUGCAUUUGAAGUAUGAGAACCAGAAGGUGUUUGCAAAGGCGAGGAAUAUUGCUGUCUGUGUUGAGUUCAGGGAUUCAGAUGAAGCUGAUGCCAGGCCGUUAAAGUGUAUAUAUGGCAAACCCGGAGGGCAUCUCCUGACCACAAACGCGUACGCUGCCGUGCUGCAUCACAACCAGAGUCCAGAGUUCUAUGAUGAGAUUAAAAUUGAGCUUCCAAUUCACCUCCAUCAAAAGCAUCAUUUGCUUUUCACCUUCUAUCAUGUCAGCUGUGAAAUUAAUACAAAGGCAACAUCGAAAAAGCAGGACACCGUUGAAACUCAAGUGGGAUACGCCUGGGUGCCGCUGCUGAAGGAUGGACGCAUCGUCACCCUGGAGCGGCAUUUGCCGGUUUCAUCCAACCUUCCACCUGGCUACCUAGGCCUUGGCGACACAGAGGCACGAAGGCAGCCCAGCGUGGAUGCGAAGUGGGUGGAUGGAGCAAAGCCACUGUUUAAGAUCAGAAUCCAUUUGGACUCCACCAUUUACACCCAGGACAUGCACUUGCACAAAUUCUUCCAGUACUGCCAGCUGGUUCAGGCGGGAGCUAAGGAGGUGCCAGGAGAGCUUGUGAAAUACCUGAAGUGUUUGCACGCCAUGGAGAUCCAAGUAAUGAUUCAGUUUCUACCUGUAAUUCUUAUGCAACUAUUUAGAGUCCUCACAAAUGUGACCCAGGAGGAUGAAGUAGCUGUCAACUGCACCAUGGUUCUUCUGCACAUCGUGUCCAAGUGCCAUGAAGAAGGUCUAGAUCACUACUUGCGCUCCUUCAUAAAGUAUGUCUUUCGAGCCGAGAAACCCAGUGUCAGCCAGGCAAAGAUGACCCAUGAAAUCCUGGUCCUUUCCAUGGCCACGAUCUUGAAGCAGUCAGCGGAUUUUCUAACCAUCAAUAAGCUCCUCAAGUACUCGUGGUUUUUCUUUGAAGCACUGGCAAAGUCCAUGGCCAUGUACUUACUGGAAGAAAACAAAAUCAAGCUGCCCAGAGGCCAGCGGUUCCCCGACUCCUACCAGCACGCCCUGCACUCGCUGCUGCUCGCCAUCAUUCCCCAUGUCACCAUUCGCUAUAAUGAGAUCCCUGAGGAGUCCAGGAAUGUCAACUUCAGCCUGGCCAACUUUCUCAAGCGUUGUUUGACCUUUAUGGACAGAGGAUUUGUUUUUAACUUAAUAAAUGAUUACAUUUCUGGAUUCAGCCCAAAAGACCCCAAGCUGCUGGUUGAAUACAAGUUUGAAUUUCUUCAAACCAUUUGCAAUCAUGAGCACUACAUUCCUCUGAACUUACCAAUGACCUUCUCCAAACCCAAGCUGCAAAGAGUUCAAGAUGUCCAUCUUGAAUACAGUUUAACUGAUGAGUAUUGCAGGCACCAUUUCCUGGUGGGGAUGCUUCUCAGAGAAGCCUCUGUUGCCUUGCAGGAUAACUACGAUAUCAGAUACACAGCCAUCUCGGUCUUAAAAAAUCUCUUGAUAAAGCAUGCCUUCGACAACAGAUACCAGCACAAGAACCAGCAGGCAAAGGUAGCGCAGCUCUACCUGCCGCUGCUGGGGCUGCUCCUGGAGAACCUGCAGCGCGUGGCCGGCCGCGAGGUGCUCUCCUCCUGCACCGCUGCCUCCAGCCCCGCAUCCAGGGAUGAAUUCAUGUACGGUUUUACAUCUCCCUCAAACAGAUCCAGCCUGAUUGCAGACAAAGAUCCAGCCUGUGGAGCAGCACUUCCAAAUGGCCAUGGGAUGAAGCGGGAGGACUCCAAAGGAUCCCUGAACUCAGAGGGGGCAACCAGUAGUUCCCCGGAUCAGAGUGAAAAUAUCCGCAGGAGCUCCACGAGGAGCAGUGUGUCACACUGCAGCCGGCUGGACCAGUUUGAGAUCCGGACACUCCUCAUGUGCUACCUCUACGUUGUGAAGAUGAUCUCUGAAGAUACUCUUUUAGCUUACUGGAACAAAUUCUCCCCCCAAGAGCUGAUCAAUGUCCUUGUGCUUCUGGAGGUGUGUUUAUUUCACUUCAGAUACAUGGGGAAGAGAAACAUUGCCAGCUCCUGCAUGAGACCCCCCAGCCCUGGCACUCUCGGCUGCCCGCGCAGGUUGGCAGUAUCCCCCGCGGUGAGCUGCAGGGUGCACGACGCCUGGUUAUCCAAGCACACGGGAGCUGAUAGGAAAUCCCAGACGAUGCCGGCGCUCCGCAGCAGAGCGGGGGGGAUGCAGGUGCGGCUCCAGCAUCUGGGCAGCUUGGAGACCUCCUUCACACUCAACCACAAUGCAGGCACCUCAGAAGCAGAUAUCGUGCACCAGGCGUUGCUGGAGGGCAAUAUCGCCACCGAAGUGUGCCUCACAGUCCUGGACACCAUCUCUUUUUUCACCCAGAGUUUCAAGACCCAGCUUUUAAGCAACGAUGGCCACAAUCCCCUCAUGAAGAAGGUUUUUGAUAUUCAUCUGGCUUUUCUCAAAAAUGGGCAGUCAGAAGCAGCUCUUAAGCAUGUGUUUGCCUCUCUGAGAGCUUUCAUUAGCAAGUUCCCCUCAGCGUUUUUCAAGGGAAGGGUGAACAUGUGUGCUGCCCUCUGCUACGAGAUCCUCAAGUGCUGCACUUCCAAGGUGUCCUCCACGAGGAACGAAGCCUCCGCUCUUCUCUAUCUCCUGAUGAGAAAUAACUUUGAGUUCACCAAAAGGAGAACGUUUCUGAGAACGCAUCUUCAGAUAAUAAUUGCAGUGAGCCAGUUAAUUGCAGAUGUGGCGCUCAGCGGUGGGACCAGGUUUCAGGACUCUUUGCUCAUCAUUAACAACUUUGCAAACAGUGACAGGCCCAUGAAGGCAACUGCUUUUCCUUCCGAAGUCAAAGAUUUGACAAAGAGAAUCCGUACAGUGCUUAUGGCUACAGCUCAGUUGAAAGAACAUGAAAAGGAUCCAGAAAUGCUGAUAGAUCUACAGUACAGUUUAGCCAAAUCUUAUGCGAGCACUCCAGAGCUCCGGAAGACGUGGCUGGACAGUAUGGCAAAGAUCCAUGUGAAAAACGGAGACUUCUCAGAGGCAGCCAUGUGUUACGUUCACGUCGCAGCCCUUGUUGCAGAGUUUCUGCACAGAAAAAAACUCUUCCCCAGUGGAUGCGCUGCCUUCAGGAAAAUCACUCCCAACAUUGAUGAAGAAGGUGCAAUGAAAGAAGAUGGUGGGAUGAUGGAUGUACAUUACAGUGAGGAAGUGCUGGUGGAGCUGCUGGAGCAAUGUGUCGAUGGCCUAUGGAAAGCAGAGCGGUAUGAAACCAUUUCUGAAGUGUCCAAACUGAUCAUUCCUAUUUAUGAGAAGCGGCGUGAAUUUGAGAAACUAACCCAGCUGUACAGAACGCUUCAUGGAGCGUAUGCUAAGAUAUUGGAAGUCAUGCAUACAAGGAAGAGGCUUCUUGGAACCUUUUUUAGAGUGGCCUUUUAUGGACAAACAUUCUUUGAAGAAGAAGAUGGGAAGGAAUACAUCUAUAAGGAACCCAAGCUGACAGGCCUCUCAGAGAUCUCCUUCCGGCUUCUUAAACUUUAUGGAGAAAAAUUUGGGUCGGAGACUGUGAAGAUUAUCCAGGAUUCUAACAAGGUCAACGUUAAAGACCUUGAUCCCAAGUAUGCCCAUAUUCAAGUGACUUACGUGAAGCCCUAUUUUGAAGACAAAGAAAUGUCUGAAAGAAAGACUGAAUUUGAAAGAAACCAUAACAUCAAUAGAUUUGUAUUUGAAACUCCUUACACUUUAUCUGGAAAAAAGCAUGGCAGUGUGGAAGAACAGUGUAAAAAAAGGACCAUUUUAACUACUUUGAACUCCUUUCCGUAUGUAAAGAAGAGAAUCCCAGUCAAUUAUGAACACCAGGUUAAUUUAAAACCAAUCGAUGUGGCUACUGAUGAGAUAAAAGACAAGACAGCAGAGCUGCAGAAGCUCUGCUCUGCGGGUGAUGUGGACAUGAUCCAGCUGCAGCUCAAACUGCAAGGCUGUGUUUCUGUGCAGGUUAAUGCUGGUCCCUUGGCCUAUGCCAGAGCUUUCCUAAGUGACAACCAGUCCAGCAAAUAUCCUACUAAGAAGGUGAAUGACUUAAAAGAAAUGUUCAGGAAGUUUAUACAAGCCUGUGGAAUUGCUCUGGAGCUCAACGAGCGACUCAUUAAGGAGGAUCAAGUGGAGUACCAUGAGGGGCUAAAAUCAAACUUUAGGGAUAUGGUGAAAGAGCUUUCCGACAUCAUCCAUGAACAGAUCUACCAUGCAGAUACAAUGCAUUCGCCAUGGAUGCACGACUCCCUCCAUGUCUUCUGUGCCAUCAGCGGGACAUCUGGGGAUGGAAGUUACUGUUCACUCAGACCCACUGCUGAAAUAUAAACAUAUCAGUCCUAUUUUACAGAGCUUUCUCAGGAAUACGUGGAACUGUACUAAGGGUGUUUAAAGGAAUCCAUGAUGAGCAAAGAUUCAGUUCUUUUUUUCUCCCCCGAAGUUGCCAUGCUUUCAAACAGGGUGCUUGCUUCUUUUGCUGAGCAACAUUGAAGUGCCUGGACACUGCACCACUGUGCUUCUUUUCUACUAUGUUUUUUUAAAAGCUAAAUGUGUAACAGGACAUGGAAAAACAUCUAGCUAGGUAUUGAAUUGCUGAACUAUGAAUGGGAAUUAGAACGGUACUAUGUAAAGUUGUACAAUGGAAUAUAAUAAAAUGUAAAAGUACUUUGUAAAUAGAAGGAGUAUAUAGAAAUUAGCAUUGUAUCAUAUUUGCUGCUGAAAGCUUUGUUGGACAGGGAACAUGAAGGAGAAAUUGUAGUCACUAGUAAGAGACCUUCCUCUUCUAAAAGUGACUUGGGGUCCAGAUGCCCCCAUUGCACUCAGACCCUGAGAGGAGGCUUGUCCUAGUCUGGAAUAGCUAAAACCCAAGUCAGAAAUGAUCAUUUUCAUACAGCCUCUGUGCAGAUAAUUCUAAAGCAAGCUCCGUGAGAGCUGAGCUUACUACAGCUCAUUUCACCUCUGGCAGGGGAUGGGUUGUGCUCACUGAGGACCACCCAAGAGAUCUGUCAUUUGAGACGAGUUUCUCUAUUUACCACUCAUGGUCUCACACAAAUAUAAACUCUGAGGACACCUGAAAUCGAGUUGGGAGUUAUAAAUAUAUAAUUGGGAAUUAUAAAUCUAUAAACAUCUUUUAGAAAAAAAAAAUCUAAUAAUCUGUGAGAUGUGCUUGAAAAAACUGCAGCACAUCAAAAUAACUCGUGCAAAAUUGAGGGGCUUUUACCAUCAUAUGACAUGUACGUUCCUCCUCUGAAACAGAACUGUUUUCUGACAGAAAAAGGUUUUUGUCUGACAUGUGGUUGAAGAAAAUGGAUUUUCUGGAAUUCUUUUAUUCCUUCUUCCUCUCCCCGAAGCUUCAAUACAUUAUGUUUGUCUCUAGUGAGACACUUUCAGAUGCACGAAGAAGAAAUCAGAUCAGUCAUUCUUUCAUUCAGCAACAUUUGGAACAUCCGUGGUUUUCAAAUCCUGUCAAUUGUAAAUAUGGUUCCAGUAGCUCAUACGGGAAGGGAGGUGGGGGGGAGCUGUUUAAGGAUAUGUAACAAAAUGCCACAAUAAAAGGACUCCAGCUGGGUGUUUAGCUUGGCUUUAGUGUCUCUAAAAUAAUAAUCUUCUAAUGUCUGUAGCAAAAACUAUCUUCAAAUAGGUUUUGGCCACAAUUCAAAAUGUUCAUUAUGCAUGAUUCUAAAUACCUAAAAUGAAUCAUCUUCUGAGCAAAAUAACGUCGUGAUCCAUAAAUUCAGCCAUAAGCAAAAUACAGAUGUGCCUCCAUAACAACCAAACCGCACUUCUGCUUGUAUAUGCUUUUAUGCCAGGCAGGCUCUAAAUUUAGCUUAGCAGAAAGAGGAACCGAGACUAGAGUGUUUAAAUACGGUUACUACCUUAUUGGUUUUCAUCUUUCACCAAAUCAUAUUAAAAGGGAGAUGGAGUUUUCCAGAUUAUUAAAAGGUGAUGAAGCUGUUUAAUAGUGGAUACAUUACAUGGUUUUCUGGAGCUAGUUAAACCCUAAACAUCAGUACUAAAGGUGUAUCUUGAAUGCAGUCAGCAAUGGCAAGAUGUGGACAUCCAAAAGCUCUUGUACUACAGCUCUUUUAAAUACUACACCUGAUAGUUUUCUUGGAAUUGAAGUGAAAUUCUUAUUCGUGUUUCCUGAUGUCUUUGAUGUCCUGAAAUAACACUGUUGGCUGAAUUGUCAGUUGCUAUUCCUUAGUUCUACUGGAAUUAUGGUGAAAUUCUUAUUUCUAUUUUCGGAUGUCUUUAAUGGUCCAAGAUGAAUUUUUGGCUGAACGUCUCAAUUUAUUGUUGGUGUUGUAGUUGUCCUGUCAUUUCAGUUUCAUUUACUGGAAAGCUGCUUCAGUAAUUCAGCCAAAAAGGUAUUUAAUACCAGGCCAAACAGAACAUACACAGUCAGUGCAGGUCAGAAUACACAGUUCUAUGCAGUUCUGACGAACAACAGAAAUGAUCAUGCCCUAAGGAUGUGCUUCUGUCCUGCAGGUAAAUAGUUUGACUGGAUUUGUAACAGAAAAACAUCAAAUUUGUCCUUUUGAGGUGGGUUAUAAGACUGGGAACAAACCACCUGGUUUUUCUUUCUGUUGUCACCAAUCUAGAAACGAUGGGGACUGGUCAGAGGCUGUUUCACAGCUGCAGCUGGACAUGGGUGCCAAGAAGGUGUUUGCGUUUUCUCCACCUAUCCUUUUCCUACAUUAUUGUCCCAGUUUAUACAAGUCCUCCAGUUUUUUUCUUAUUUCUGGCUGAAACAGCUUAAUUCACAGCUACAUGUGGGGAGUGCUCUACAGAUAUGCCUGGUUUAUGUAGCUGGUGCUCACAUUGGGUGCUUCCUAUUUGCUACCUUUUCUGGAGGAAUAUAAAUGUUUAAUGUUCAUUAAUACUUUUGGUUUUUCUUACACCUAAAGCAGUGCAGGUUUUGGUCUGUAAAAGUCAGUAGGUGUAUUUCAAAUGACAACCUGUGCAGUCUUUAUACCUCUGGAGGUGUACAUACACCUUUUCUAUGUACACCUCUAAUUACUUCUGCUGCAAACCUGCUGUAUAACACAUCAAGUCUUCAGAAGGGAUGUGUUGGCAAUUUUGCAUAAGAGGAGAAGAAAUAGGGUGAGGAUUAAGAGCUCGUGGCUACUUGUGGUAUCAGGACUGGUUUGGAUAACGGCAUUAGAGCCAGAUUGUUUGCAAAUAGGACAGACAAAGCAACAGGGGGUCUGCCAGUGCUUUA